Messenger RNA from Melospiza georgiana, 2562 nucleotides. RefSeq names its product Rho guanine nucleotide exchange factor 38 (gene ARHGEF38). Lineage: Eukaryota; Metazoa; Chordata; Aves; Passeriformes; Passerellidae. Gene Ontology annotation, biological process: intracellular signal transduction. Gene Ontology annotation, molecular function: protein binding; guanyl-nucleotide exchange factor activity. Gene Ontology annotation, cellular component: cytoplasm. The transcript is spliced from 14 exons. The record is from RefSeq and is a predicted model, not a curated record. The coding region runs from base 1 to 2562 and encodes 853 amino acids.
AUGCAAACGCUGCCCGGGGCGGCAGCUUCCCGGGGGUGGAGCUGCUCCGGCACAGGUGGCAGGGCUGAGCCCGGGGCCCUGCGGAGCCUGCGAGCCCGGCUGCAAACCCACGCCCAAAGCAGCCAGCCUUCACCCGGGCAAGGGGGUCACCUCCCCGGAUAUCGAGCUAUUGUCCCCCUCCAGCAGCAGCAGCAGCACGCAGGGCUGUCCGGGGCGAGCAUGGACUGUCCGGGGAAGGAAGGCACCGGGGGAAGGCUGAAUUUGACCCUGCUAAGGAGCAAGCUGUACCUGGGGCAGAGGAGGAGGACGGAGCCCGUGGUGGAGAGCAGCACCACCGCCGGGGACCACGGCAACUUGAGGAGGAGUCAGUCCGACAGGACAGAGUACAGCCAGAAAUUGCAAGAAAAAAUGGCUCCACAGGCGGUGUCCUCACCCCCUGCCACCCCGCUGCAGGAGGACAAAGAAGAAGAAGACGAAGAAGAAGUCAGGCGACGCAUGAUGGCCAGGAGGGUGAAAAUCAUCGCAGAACUCCUGCAGACUGAGAAAGACUUUAUCAGUGACCUGGAUCUCUGCAUCCAGGAAGUGAUUCAGCCCCUGAGAAACAUGCAGAUUGCUCGCUUUGACGUGGAUGGCUUGUUUAGCAACGUUGAAUUGGUCCAUCAGCUAUCAGCCAAACUGCUGUCAUUGUUGGAAGAAGCCACAACAGAUGUGGAACCACCCAUGCAAAGAAUCGGGGAAGUGUUCUUGCAGAUUAAAGGCCCACUAGAAGACACAUAUAAAAUCUAUUGCUAUCACCAUGAUGAUGCACACACCAUGCUGGAAUACUAUGAAAAGGAUGAAGAACUGAAGCAGCAUUUAAGAGACUGUGUACAGUCCUUAAAAAAGAGAUAUGAAGAAGAAGGAAAGCCAAAUCUAAUGGACCUGGGAUCCCUGUUGAUCAAACCAGUGCAACGGCUGAUGAAAUAUCCCUUGUUACUCCGGGAGCUCUUGAACUCAACUCCUGCUACUCACCCUGACCACGAGGCUCUACAACAUGCCCUGUUUACUAUGAGAACCAUUAAUUGGAACAUCAAUGAACUUAAAAGGAGGAAAGAUUUAGUGCUGAAGUAUAGGAAGAAUGAUGAUGAUGAAACCCUUAAAGAAAAGUUUUCCCGACUGAAUAUUCACUCCAUUAGCAAGAAAUCCAAGAGGGUCACCAGCCAUCUGAAAAUACUGACGAGAGGAGAACCUCAGGUGAAAGAUGGAACUUUUGAUAAGGAAGAAAAGUUGUUCCAAAGUCUAGAGAAGACUGUGAAAUUGUGUGUGAAGAACAUUUCGCUCUAUUCACAACAUCUCCAGGAUUCUAUACAUCUGGCUGCCCAGAAUAUAAUUGAGCUUCAGGAAAUCCUGCAAGAUAAAGAUGACAAAGUCAAUGACUGUUCGGAAAAACAGACCAACACUGCAAAUCUGUGUGAAGACUUUAUGGCUCAGCUGGACAAGCUUGUCUUGACUCCUCUCUCAGCACUGCAAGCCCUGUUUCCAGGCCCCCAGAAGCUCAUCCAGAAGCGCUAUGACAAGUUGUUGGACUACAACAGCUACAUUCAGAGGUCAGCUGGAGAAGAGCUGGAGCUGGCAAAGAAAGAAUAUGAGGCUCUAAAUGCACAGCUAGUGGAAGAACUUCAGGUAUUCAACAGAGCAGCCAAAAAGAUCGUGUUGAACUGUCUACAUUGCUUCAUCACCCUCCUCAGGAAUAUUAUGUUUGCAGCACUUCAGUCAAACUCUGCUGUCAUGGUGCCUGUUCCACUGUCCUCCUCAAGCAUCUGGGAAGUGCAUAAUCAAUUGAUAGAGGAGGUUCACAAGCUGAAUUUUGUAAAAGAAAACAUCAGUACAAUCUUUAUUGAGGGAAAAUUGAGCCUGGAAAAAAAGAAACCUGUUCCUUCUCUGCUGGAGUCCCCACGGCAGACAGAGGAGCACAGGUCCAAGCUGCUGGCCACCAACAGCACCGAGUCGCUGUACCAGGCUAAGCGCAAGUGCAACGCCGUGCAGGAAUUUGAUAUUGACGUGCAGGAAGGAGACGUGGUGGCUGUUGUGGAGAAAAAGGACCCCUUUGGAAGCACAAGCAGAUGGCUUGUUGACACAGGAAUCCUCACAGGCUAUGUGUAUUCCUCCUUCCUGAAGCCAUACAAUCCUGGCAAAGCACAGAAGGAUGCAGCAGAAAAUGGCUUUGGUGAUGAUGAUUUUGAUGACAUCAGCCUCUUUGUCUCUUCACGGCCCUCUGCUGACAGCAGCACAAGCAGUCCAGGGUACCAGAAGAGUAAGAGCUGCUCACCUUUCCACUUCUGUGAAAAUCCUGCAAUUAAUGGCACUGGUGCUCUUCAGGAUAUGGAUGAGCAGCAGAUCUUCUAUGCUGUUUUUGCAUUUCAAGCUAGAAGUGAUCAAGAACUCAGCCUUCAGGAGUACCAGAGGGUGAGGAUACUUCGCUUUUCCGACCUGAGUGGCAAUAAGGAAUGGUGGCUAGCUGAAGCAAAAGGUCAGAAGGGAUAUGUACCAUCUAAUUAUCUAGGGAAGAUGACAUAUGCUUAG